Molecule: messenger RNA, 1644 nt
Organism: Plasmodium relictum
Lineage: Eukaryota; Apicomplexa; Aconoidasida; Haemosporida; Plasmodiidae
Product: conserved Plasmodium protein, unknown function
Exons: 1
Coding region: 1-1644 (547 amino acids)
Source: RefSeq, a predicted model, not a curated record
AUGAAAUCGUAUACAUUAGAGAAAAAAAGUGAAGUGGCAAAAGAAAAUAAUUAUGAGAAAAAAAAAGGCGAAGAUAAUAAUAUUAAAAAAAACGAAGCAACCGAUAAUACAAUUUUUUUAAAAAAAAAUAGUUCAAAAAAUGAAGAAAAUAUUAGAAAAAGUAUUUCAGAUGAUUUUUACACAAAUUUGAAAAAAAAAAAAAAAAUUAACGGUGAUUCAAUAGAAGAUAAUUUAAAAAAAAUUUUUGAUAAAUCAGAAAAUAUAUGUCAAAUAAAAAAUAAUUUAAAUGAUUUAAAUAAUGAAAAUAUGAAUAUAUAUAAUAGCGAUAAUAAAAAAAAAAAUAUUCUUAUUGGGCACGCAGUAUUUUUUACUCCCAAAAAAAAUUUGGUAAAUUCAAGCAAUGAGAAAAAAGAAAUUGAAAACAAAAUAUUACAAAAUGUAAUUGAUGAGAACAUUUUAAAUAAUAAUUUAAAUAACCAUUUAUUAAAUAACUAUAAAUGGUAUAAUAAUAAUGAUCAGAAAAAAAAUGAUAUAUUUAAUAACACAACUAUAAAAAAUAAAGAUGUAUUAUCAAAUAUCAAUAACACUUCUAAUAUUAAUAAUACUUAUAAAACAAGCAAUAAUAAUAUUAACAUGAAUAAUAAUAAUAAUAAUUUUAAUUAUAACAUAAAUAAUAGUAGUAAUAAUAAUAAUUUUUGUAUAAAUGAUAAAACUUUCAAUAUAAAUAGUAGUUUAACUUUUAAAACACAAAGUGUAAACACAUCAAACUUAAACAACAUAAAUUUUUUACCAAAUAAUGGAAAUAACCAUAUAAAUAAUGAAAAUAAAUUAGAAUAUUUAAACAUUUCUCAAUAUUCUUCCGAAAAAAAAAAAGAUAUAGUUUAUUUAUUUCAAGAAUUACUGAGCUACUGUGAAUGCUUAAAAAGAAGUAGAAAAAAAAGUACUGAAGAAAUUAAUAAAAUAAGAAUUAGUUAUAAUAAAGUUUCAGAUUUAUUAAAAGAAACACUGAAAAGAGAAAAGAAUAGUCAUAUAAAAAUAGAAGAAUUAAGGAAUAUUAUAAUUAAUUAUAACCAAAAGUUUGAUCAAGUUAAAAACAGCUCUGAAGGAACAAUAACAAAUUUAAAUAAAAAUGUUCAAACUUUAAUUGAUCUAAAUAAUAACCUGGAGAUGGAAAUGAAUAAAAUUGUUAAUGAAAAUCAGCAACUAAGAAAAAUAGCUCAAAAUGAAUUUGCUCUUACUAAAGAAAUUAAUGAUUUAAGAAAACAAAUAGAAAACUUAAAUAAUGAAAAAAUUUCUUUGUUAAAUCAAAUUGAUAGCUUAAGAUUAGAAAAUUCCAAAAUUGAAAAUGAAAAAAACGUUUUAUUAAGUGAUAAAACAUUACUUCAUUGUAAAAUUGAUGAAUUAGAAAAUGGACUAAAAAAUAAAAAUAACAUUUUUAAAGAAAAGGAAAUAUUAGAAAAAGAAAGUAAUCCUUUUAUUAUUAAUUCAGAUGAAGAAAUAAAUGAACAACUUAAUAAUUAUUUAAACUUAGAUCAUGAUCAAAGAACGGAACUUUUUAAAAAUUUUUUGUAUCACUGGAGAGAAACAAACAAAGCAGGACAAAAAUUUUAUGAACAGUCAUAUAUUAUAAAUCAAAAAAAUUAA